Molecule: messenger RNA, 1894 nt
Organism: Arachis ipaensis
Lineage: Eukaryota; Viridiplantae; Streptophyta; Magnoliopsida; Fabales; Fabaceae
Source: RefSeq, a predicted model, not a curated record
UGACUGUGUACGAGUAAAUCCACAGAUAUUUUAAUAAAUUCAAAUCCGUCCAUAAGCAAUUAAGCAUGAAGUGAGUGACCAUUGUUUUCCAACCUCAAAUUUAAACCAACUUCCAAAUUUGCUAAAAUCACAUUUAAGAGUUAAGAGUAAGACCCACGCCUCGCCAUAGCGAAACUCUCCAUUCUCCCUAAGAAACUCAGAUAGAAGACGAAGACAAAGCACGUAAACCAAACGGCGUCGUUUCUAAUUUUCAAUUAGAUUCAGAAAUACGUAGAGAGAGAGAGAGAAUGGGGAGUUUAGGAGCGAUUAUGAAGCAUCCAGAUGAUUUGUAUCCGUUGCUGAAGCUGAAAAUGGCGGCGAAGAAGGCCGAGAAGCAGAUCCCGCCGGAGCCGCACUGGAGAUUCUGCUACACCAUGCUCCACAAGGUUUCUAGAAGCUUCGCACUCGUCAUUCAGCAGCUCGGUACCGACCUUCGCAACGCCGUUUGCAUAUUUUAUUUGGUUCUUCGAGCGUUGGAUACCGUUGAGGAUGAUACCAGCAUAGAUACAGAUGUCAAAGUGCCAAUACUAAUAGCUUUUCAUAAUCACAUAUAUGAUCGUGAUUGGCACUUUUCAUGUGGCACAAACAACUACAAAGUUCUAAUGGACCAGUUUCAUCAUGUUUCAACUGCUUUUCUGGAACUUGGAAAGGGCUACCAAGAAGCAAUUGAGGAUAUUACGAAAAGGAUGGGUGCAGGAAUGGCCAAAUUUAUUUGCAAGGAGGUAGAAACAAUUGAUGACUAUGAUGAAUAUUGUCACUACGUGGCAGGACUUGUUGGGUUAGGUUUAUCAAAGCUUUUCCAUGCCUCUGGUUCAGAAGAUCUUGCUCCAGAUGACCUCUCCAAUUCAAUGGGCUUGUUUCUGCAGAAAGCAAACAUUAUGCGAGAUUAUUUGGAAGACAUCAAUGAGAUCCCCAAGUCACGAAUGUUUUGGCCUCGGCAGAUCUGGAGUAAAUAUGUUAACAAACUUGAGGAGCUGAAAUAUCCGGAGAAUUCCAUCAAGGCAGUGCAAUGCUUAAAUGACAUGGUCACUAACGCUCUGAUGCAUGCCGAAGAUUCUUUAAAGUACAUGUCUGCAUUAAGAGACCUGGCUAUAUUUCGCUUUUGUGCUAUUCCCCAGAUAAUGGCAAUUGGGACAAUUGCAUUGUGCUAUAACAACAUCGAAGUCUUCAGAGGUGUAGUAAAAAUGAGGCGUGGUUUAACUGCCAAAGUGAUUGACCGAACAAAGACAAUGGCUGAUGUUUAUGGUGCAUUCUUUGAUUUUGCUUGUAUAUUGGAGUCCAAGGUUGACAAAAAUGAUCCCAAUGCUACAAAAACAUUGAGCAGGCUGCAAUCUAUACAGAAGACUUGCAGAGAAUCUGGUCUCCUAAGUAAAAGGAAAUCUUACAUUGUGAAUGGGAACGGAUAUAGCUCCACCAUGAUCUUCAUCCUGAUCAUCACGUUUUCCAUCCUUUUUGCAUAUCUCUCUGCUAACCGCCAAAACAUUUAGUGUACGUUCUAUUGUUGGUUCUAAUGUAUUGUAUAUAUGUAACAAAUUAAAAAUAUAACCACUUAUAUUUUCUAAUAAUUGUUCACUUCUUUUAUUUUUGUAGUAUUUUAAGCCUUCUUGCCUUUCUGUCUUUCUGACCUUGGAUGGCAUUCCUCAUCCGACACAAUGUGAAGCCUUGCAGGCAGUAGUUUAAUGGCUAAAGUAAUUUGUCGUGUGUUGUAGUAACUGAAAAUGAACAGUGUAAUAUAUAGUUCCUGUAGGCUUGUGAUAGAUUAACUUUACGAAAACUGUCAUUAAUACGUCUUGAACUCUUGAUAUACUUGCAUAGAGUUGGAAUGCCAAAUCAUUUCAGAUAUAUUUAUAUUUUA